AUGGCUGGUCGUGAGCUAAUUGUCGGUCCAGAGACGCCAGAGAAACCCUACCCUAUACUGGCCGAAGGCGAGGUCGUCCGCGGGUUUGGUCGCGGUGGCAAGCAGCUCGGAAUUCCCACCGCCAACCUCCCCGAGUCUGUCGUCGAGUCGGCGCUGUCUGAGAUCCCCAUUGGCGUGUACUAUGGCUGGGCAAAGGUCGCCGGCGACUCGGUGCGGCCGAUGGUGAUGAGCCUGGGCUGGAAUCCGUACUUUAAGAACGAGAAGCGGUCGGGCGAGGUUCACAUCAUGCACAAGUAUGACGAGGACUUUUACGGAUCUCAUCUGAAGAUUGCCAUUCUGGCUUACAUCAGGCCGGAGAAGGACUACGACAGCCUCGACAAGCUCAUUGAAGACAUUCAUGCCGAUAUCCGUGCUGCUGAGCAUUCGCUAAAGCGCGAGGCGCACGAGCGGGUUAGACAUGAUGCGUUCUUCGACUAG
Messenger RNA from Linderina pennispora, 477 nucleotides. Its product is annotated as riboflavin kinase. Gene Ontology annotation, molecular function: riboflavin kinase activity. Gene Ontology annotation, cellular component: mitochondrion. The record is from RefSeq and is a predicted model, not a curated record. The transcript has a single exon. Lineage: Eukaryota; Fungi; Kickxellomycota; Kickxellomycetes; Kickxellales; Kickxellaceae. Gene Ontology annotation, biological process: FMN biosynthetic process; riboflavin biosynthetic process. Bases 1 to 477 code for a protein of 158 amino acids.